UCCUGGGGGAGGUGGGGAGUGUCCAUACCCUGCUGUGCUGGGACAGAUUGCAGGUGAGUUAGGGAUGGCAGAGCCUGUGUCCCCUCAUGUCCCCACAAUCUGUGGGCUACUUUUGGGGUCCCCGUGCCUCAGUUUCCCCAGAUCACCGUCAAAGGGUGAGGGAGCAGCAAGGAGGAGCAGGGCACGCUGGAAAUGCCACAGUGCUGCUGAUUCCCGUUUUUUGUUUCCUUAAGAGCGGAAAAACAAACAAAAGGUUGUUAAAUAUCAUCCCAGCUGCUGCCACAGUGUCAGCCAGAGACUCUGAGCAAGAGAAGUGACCAGGUGACAGCCUGGCACACCCUCCUCAUGGCCAAAAGGGAAACAGAAGAGGGACAGGGAGGUGGGUAUGGGGUGGAAAGGGGCCUGGAGCACCCCAGGGCUGAGCUGAGAUGUGGUGUCCUCCCCAAGGGGAUCUCCAUCCUCAUCCCUGUGACCUGGGGGAGGUUUCUUGUACCCCUUUCCAGCUCCUGCUACCAUCCCAUCCUCAUGGACGUGGCUGCAGUCUCUGCCCACUGUGAGGUGAUGGGGGUCACUCCAAAGGGACCAGAAGCGACUCCAGAGGGACAGAAUCUGUGUCCCCCGCGAUGCCUCCAUUCAAGAAAUCCUCCUCAUGCCCCUCCUUUCCAGGCCCCUGUGUCCCAAAAGCAGCGUGGCUCUGUGCAGAGGUGCAGUGCUGUGCUCUGUGCUGGUCACUCGGGAGCCCAAGGAUGGUGUGGGAGGCAGGGAUGCUUUGUUGGCACCAAAGAUCAGCUCUAGGGCUGCUCCAGUGCUCUCCCCCUGCCAUCAGUGGGGCUCUGGGGGGUUUUGCAGCACAGUUUGGAAUCAGGGAACUGAAAUUCCGCAUUUUGGUUUCGCUGUCUGGCGCUGGGGCAGAGCUGGCACAGUGUGGGAUUCCCAGUGCACCCUGUUUGGUGUGUGUUGGUUCCAGGGCAGUGUCCCCCCCUCGGGACUCCCUGUGCCCUCUGCUUCCAGCUUGGCCAGAGCAGCAGAGGAGCCUUCUGCGGCUGCGGGGCUGCGGGCCAGGGCUGUGCCUUCCUCCAGAUCCCACCUUCCUCCUCCUCCCUGCCUGCUGUGGACAGAGCCAGCUCCUCAGAGCAGAGGCUCGGCGGGGGCUGAGGACAGGCAGCGAGCCCACAGGACACCAGAUUCCAUCGUCAGGCCAUGGCAGCCCAGCAUGUCAGCGGGCAGAAGCCCUUCCACGUCGUUACACCCGUCCUGGAGAGCCUGCCCCUCUCCAAGGCCGUGGGCACCAAGGUCUUCAUGAAGCUGGAGAAUGUCCAGCCCUCGGGAUCCUUCAAGAUCCGGGGCAUCGGGCACUUGUGCCAGGAUGCUGCCAAGAAGGGCUGCCACCACUUCGUGUGCUCCUCAGGAGGAAACGCGGGUCUGGCAGCGGCGUACGCAGCUCGGGAGCUGGGGCUGCCCAUCACCGUGGUGGUCCCCAGCAGCAGCGGCCCCACCCCCGUGCGCAAACUGGAGGAGCUGGGGGCCACAGUCGAGGUCUAUGGCAAGGUGUGGGAUGAUGCCAACAGGAGAGCCCAGGAGCUGGCUAGGACAGAGGGCUGGGUCAACAUCCCCCCCUUCGAUCACCCCUUGGUGUGGGAGGGUCACUCCAGCCUGGUCCGGGAGCUGAAGGACUCUCUGGAGGCCAAACCAGGCGCCAUGGUGGUGGCGGUGGGUGGCGGGGGGCUGCUGGCCGGUGUGGUGGCCGGCCUGCAGCAGGUGGGCUGGCAGGAUGUCCCCAUCAUCGCCGCCGAGACGCUGGGAGCCCACAGCUUCCACGAGGCGCUCAAAGCCGGCCGGCUCGUCACCCUGCCCGACAUCACCAGCGUGGCCACCUGCCUGGGAGCCAAGACGGUGGCGGCGCGGGCGCUGGAGUGCGCCCGGGAGUGCCAGGUGAUCUCGCAGGUGGUGCAGGACGCGGAGGCCGUGCGGGCUGUGGAGCAGUUCCUGGAUGACGAGCGGCUGCUGGUGGAGUCGGCGUGCGGGGCGCCCCUGGCCGUGCUGUACUCGGGGCGGCUGCAGCGGCUGCAGCAGGAGGGGCGGCUGCGGACCCCGCUGGACUCCGUGGUGCUCGUGGUGUGCGGGGGCAGCAACACGCACAUGGCCCAGCUGCGGGCCCUGAAGAGCCGGCUGGGCAUGGAGUGACACCGCCCCGGGUGCGGCAGGGCGUGUGACACAGCCCGGCUGCACACCCGGCUUGAAAUAACCAAAAUAAAGCCUGGGGACGCAGG
Ficedula albicollis (Collared flycatcher) is the source of this 2270-nucleotide messenger RNA. RefSeq names its product serine dehydratase like (gene SDSL). Bases 1201 to 2184 code for a protein of 327 amino acids. Lineage: Eukaryota; Metazoa; Chordata; Aves; Passeriformes; Muscicapidae. The transcript has 9 exons. The record is from RefSeq and is a predicted model, not a curated record. Gene Ontology annotation, biological process: L-serine catabolic process; L-threonine catabolic process. Gene Ontology annotation, molecular function: pyridoxal phosphate binding; threonine deaminase activity; L-serine ammonia-lyase activity.